This is a messenger RNA of Lytechinus variegatus (green sea urchin), 1706 nucleotides long. Its product is annotated as L-proline trans-4-hydroxylase-like. The coding region runs from base 128 to 1012 and encodes 294 amino acids. Lineage: Eukaryota; Metazoa; Echinodermata; Echinoidea; Temnopleuroida; Toxopneustidae. The record is from RefSeq and is a predicted model, not a curated record. The transcript is spliced from 7 exons.
CAUAGGAGAUACGUUGGUGACUUGGUGCACGUACAAGACACAGAAACAAUAUUUGCCCUAUCCGACGGCUCUGGAGGGCUGUGCAUAGAAGUCGAGGGAGUCAGGGACAUUUUUUUUUUACUAAAUCAUGGAAAUCAAAACAGAUUAUCAAUUUGUUGAAGGUCUUGACGUGACCCCAGAGGUGAGGAGGUCAUUUGAUGAGAAAGGUUAUGUUAUUGUCAGAUCGCUCCUUGGUGAUGAGGAGAUAAAGAAACUCCAUAAAGCUAUUGAACACAACAAGGGCAUCCUCAAACACCGUUACAGUGUCGGGGACGGCCACGGGCGUAAUCUUGGGCAUGUGAUUUGGAGUCAUCCCGGAAAUGACAUCACUGGUGUGAUUGCAAAGUCAGAGAAAGUCGGCGGGUUUAUGGGAAAACUCCUCGGAGGUGAAGUCUAUCACUACCAUAGUAAGAUGAUAAUGAAAUCUGCUAGAACAGGAGGACGAUUUAAUUGGCAUCAGGACUACGGAUAUUGGUACAAUAAUGGAUGUCUCUAUCCCUACAUGGGAUCUGUCUUCAUUGCUUUCGAUAAAUGCGACAAAGAAAAUGGAUGCCUUCAGAUCCUCCCUGGCUCUCACAAAAUGGGUCGGGUUGACCACGUUAAAAUCCAGGACCAGACAGGCGCCGACAUUGAACGUGUCGAGUUCGCCAAGCAAAAACUCGGCCUUCUUCACGUCGAACUGGACGUUGGGGACGCUCUUUUCUUUCACUGCAAUGUUCUGCAUUGUAGCAGUCCAAAUAACAGUGACAGACGGCGUUGGUCAUUCAUUAUGUGCUAUAACAGAAAGGAUAAUGACCCCCUAUGGGUUCAUCACCAUCCUUCUUAUACACCAAUGGAAAUUGUUCCGAACGCCGCGAUCCUGGGAUGUCCGGAUGAAGUGGAUUUGGCGGGAAAAGAUUUCCUAAAUCCCAGAGAACACGAAGCAGUUCCGUUCCAAGAAGAUGAAGAUAACAAAACAGACGAGAAAAAAUAGGAUGGAUGGAGUAUUAAUGAUUAUUUCUUUCAUAUUUGUGUAACCAUCUUCUUUGUAUAUGUUGCGCAAUUGUAAACUAUCAUACAAUAAUUUGAUUUUGGUGCUGUUUAAUUUGAAGUUUACAUGGAGCUAUGUGAGUCGUAAUCGGCUACUGCAUGUCGCAUCAUGAAAAUGAGUAACAAUGUGUGUACCAACAUCGUAAGUAUUUUUACUAUCCAUUGUAUAUCUAAUACAUUAUCAGAUUAUCGAUUCAUGUAUUCAAAGCGGUAUUACUUUGCUUUAUAGUGUUUGCUCUCCUGGAAGUUAGACAAUCUAAAGGUACUCUUUGUAGCAGUGGCAUGAAUAAUCUGAAUGUCGCGGGAGCUAGACAUGGGACACGGGUCAAAUUUUCUAAAAAAAAUUCGAGCGAGCAUAUACAUGUAUUUUGACCCUUUUAAAAUACAAAUUUGAUUACGUUAUAGACCUUGACAUUGUAUUUAGAAAAAAAAAUCGAAUUUCUUUUCCCAUUUCCUUUUUCUUGUCUUCCCUUUUAACCUUAUCUUUCUUGGUCGUGAAUUUUUUUGGGGGGUCGAUGGCCCCAAGCUCCAUCCUUUUUUACGCAUCUGAAAUGCAAUUGAUCCAGGGGUCGUUUCAUAAAGCUGAUCGUUAGUUAGGAGCGACUUUAUAAGAACGACUGGUGAUCCUUUCUUACGCG